Drosophila rhopaloa is the source of this 666-nucleotide messenger RNA. RefSeq lists its product as uncharacterized. NCBI's taxonomy places the organism in Eukaryota, Metazoa, Arthropoda, Insecta, Diptera, Drosophilidae. Bases 92 to 523 code for a protein of 143 amino acids. The record is from RefSeq and is a predicted model, not a curated record. The transcript has 2 exons.
CAGGCUUCGCCCUGUCUGCCCCACAAUUUUAUUUACCUGAGAACUCCAUAGAGUUUGAACGCAAAACAAUAUCGCCCUUAAAACCAAAAGAAUGUGUGACGAAAGCACGAUCUCGGACUGUGAGCCCACCACCUUGCGGCUCCCAUUCAACAGCUACCACAUCAACUUGCCCCUGUACAUCUUGGAUAUGGUGCGCAUCUUCCAGGAUCAUCCCAAGUACAGCAAUGGUAUCCACGAGGAGCACAUCCUAGAGAUGCUGGAGAAGGAACCUUUUGCUUGCGGGGAUCUGGAGUCGCAGGUGAAGACCGCCCUGCUGGAUCUUACUGCCAAGGGAUUCAUACGCUUCAUUACCAACGGCUAUCGCACUCUGGGACCGAUUGCCAAGCUCUCCAAUGCGCGUUCCGUGCGCCACUUCAACAUGACAUGGCAGCGCAUUGCCGAGCUGCAGAAGGUCAACUGCCCCAGCCUGGAGCCCGGAUCCAUCUCCAGCGGACACUGCACCCAGCGUGGAUCCAACUACUGAGGUCGGGGGAUCCCUCUUGUUCAUUUUGUUGCGUUAACCAUUUCGUUUACUGAGUUCAGUUCCUCCUCGAGCAGCGCGAACACUCCACACACACACACUCCAUCGAAAUUGUAAUCGUCUAGUAAAAUUCCUGCAAAUCCAAG